Messenger RNA from Gryllus bimaculatus (two-spotted cricket), 2701 nucleotides. NCBI's taxonomy places the organism in Eukaryota, Metazoa, Arthropoda, Insecta, Orthoptera, Gryllidae. The record is from the annotation of a GenBank genome assembly.
AUGCGUAAACGGUCAUUGACGAUAAUCCAAUAAUCAACUUCACUACCACAUUCAUGUCAUAACGAGAACGAGAAAUGAUGGUAACCAAUGAGAACCGAUAGGAAGAAUUCCGGAGGCGUGCAUGACCAUUGGUCCGAUUUUGCUUGGCAUGGUUUGGGCGCUGCUGUCGCGCUUGGGUCGUUGGUUUUGGCAUAUGUUUAUGAAAACAAAACAGGCUCGUAGAGCACGCGCACAGUGUUCAGGAAGCAAGGGGAGUGAUUACCUAUGAACGUUUGAAGAAAAGAGAAGAAGAAUGUCGACAAAUGAUGAAACCGAUAUUAUUUUCUUGCAGCCACACUUAUUAACGAAAGCUUCGUUGAUUCAUGUUUUAGAACAGAAAUGUAUGAAUUUAAAACAUCUUCAGGUAAUGCGCAAAGACAACCUGGUGGAAUUGUUUCAACGGAUUGCUCUUCCGUUACCUCAGAGGAAAUACAGGCAAAAUCGUCGUGGAAAAUUAAUGACCAAGUUGCAAAAGAAAAGAGAAGGUCAUAUGAAAAAGCCUCAAGAAACCCACAGUGGUGUAUCCAUUGGAUUUGGAGAAGCAAGUUCUGCUCAGCCUAGAGUUGGUUUAGGAAUUGGUGACAGGUUGAAGCCACCCCCUGAUGCUGUGAAUUUUGAAAGGAGAAAAAUCAGACUUACCAGUGGCAGUAACAAAUCCAGUGAUUUAGAUCAUAUUCAGAUCAAGAGAAGGAAGAGUGAUUCUGAAAAUGGACUAAUAGAAGAUGAUAAACAAGGAACCAAUAGAGAACAUAAGACUAAUACUUCACCCAGUGUCGAAGAAAAGCCAAAUGGUACUGCAAAAGUUAUCUUAAAAAGAUCACUUAGUGCCUCCAUGAAGCUAAAUGAUACUUCAGGACAAGAACCUGAGAAGAAAAAAGAAAAAAAGUUAAUUACUUGGCCUUGAGGACCUGCUUCCAUCUGGCUUAUUAGUGAAUUGAGUUUGGCAGCAAGACAUCAUGCUUGAGUGUGAUGAAAGGAAUGGAAAACAAAGUUUCUAACUGAUCUGACAAAGCAGAGGUGAUCUGUUAGUGGAGUGUGGUGUGCAUGAAAUUUUUGCCAUUUGUGCGGAUGUACUUUCUUUCAAUUUUUCACUGUCAUAUCAUCAUGCUGGAUGUUCAAUCUAUCUUCUGCAUCUCAUCCAUAUCACUUAUUGGUGUUGGCUGUUUUUAGUUAAAUGAUACAAUUGUUUUGAAAAAUAGUAACAAAUGAAUUUGAAACAAUGUUCUAAGUUUUGUUAAAUUGUAUACAUGGAAAGGAAGGGGGGAAAAAUUAUAAGUCCAACCUUUGCUUUCGACAAGGAAAGCAGCCAUAACACAUUGUAUUAUUCAAACUUUGUACAAAAUAUUUCUUUUAUAUCUUUUUUCCCCCCUUUGUUCUAAAACAAUUUUCUUAACCUGACAUGAUUGUGUGUUGCAAAUAGUGUUUGGUACUUUGCAAACCUGGCCUAAGUGUAUUUAUGACCUUGUUUGACGUUGCUUCUGCAGCUAAUUAAAAUAAUGUUUUAGUGUAACAUUACACGCAAUAAUUGAAGGCUGUACCUGAUAGAAAUUGAAUUUUUUAAUGCUAGUAAUGAUUGGGUACAAACCUAAUUGUGCUUACAAAUGCUUUUGAUUUUUGUUUGAGGGAUCAUUUAUCUAGUACCGUGUUGAAAAGCAGAAAUAAUUAUAUCUAGAUCAGUGAAUCGUGUAGUUGUGAAUGUUCAUGUGAUGUGGAAAUGAAACAGUUAGCAAAGUAUGCAACUGUCAUCUUACAAAGUUAUUUUAUAUUAGUUUUUAAAAAAAUUAUAAUAAGAGAAAUUAUGAUUUUCUGUACAAUUCUGUAUUGAAAGAAUGGACUUUUAUAUCCUGCUGACAUUUGUUUUUGGUGUGUAGAUAUUUAAAGCACAUUUAUGAGCAAGUAAAGCCUCUUGUGCUCCACUCCAGAAGGAUUUGUUUAGAGCAACUGCAUUUCUCAACAGUCAUCGCUUGGUCAAUCGUUAAGAAUAUUCUUAAGUUUGUAAUAGCACAAUUGUUCCUUGAGUUGUUACUUCAAUUUUUUUUCUUUCUUUUUUUCUCUCCCCCCCCCCUUCAAUUUGAAAGCUGAUUGCAUUUGCUCUUUUGCGAUUGUUAUUUUAAUAAUAAAUUAAUUUUAUUACUUUUAAAUGCGAAAACUUUCAUAAAAUAUAGAUACUUAUAAAUGCAACAUGAGAAAUGUGAUUGUAAAUAUUAUUUAAAAAAAAGACUUCUUUCUUUUCUGCCAGCCUAAUCAAGAUAAUGAAAAUGGGCUUAUGAAGUACCUAAGUUUUAAUGUUUAUAGUGAUAAAAUAUAUGUAUGAUUUGUAGCUCUGAGUGCAAUAGUUUUGCCCAAUAAUAGAUUUGUUGUAAAAAAAUUAAUAAAUGCCACUUUGAAAACCUGUGUCAUGUAAGUCAUGCUUGGUAUACUGAGACAAGAAUGGAAAAAUUAUCAAAAUGUAUUAUUGGGAAACAACUCUGAUGAAGUGAAAUAGAAGAGAUUAGUUGCAAAGAGAACAAUCUUGAUGUACUUGAGUAGAAAUAAUUACGUACACCAUUUUAAUUUUCAAUCCAUUAAAUGGAGUACUACAUGAAUUAAAUGUUUUAUAUUUAAGUACUUCAGCAAUAACCCCUCCUGAUGUAAAUAAAAUUAUUUACACCAAAAUAUAAAA